Molecule: messenger RNA, 1554 nt
Organism: Haplochromis burtoni (Burton's mouthbrooder)
Lineage: Eukaryota; Metazoa; Chordata; Actinopteri; Cichliformes; Cichlidae
Gene: lrrc75ba
Product: leucine rich repeat containing 75Ba
Source: RefSeq, a predicted model, not a curated record
UGUUGUUUUUUGUUUUUUUUUUUCUCUCUACCAUCCACUUAGGAGCAUCUGCUGGAAACGGGCAACUGGAGCUCAUCAUGGGAUUGUCCUUUUGGUAGUGGUGCUGUCUGACUGUGUCAAAAAAAAGAGAAAGAAACAAGCCAACAAACAACAAAAACACCAUGGGCUCCAGACUGAGCAGGCAGAGCAGCUUGGACAACGAGAAUUUCUCCAAAAGGCGACGCAAGCUCCUGAACAGCGCCGGAGAGAGCGAGAGGGGAGGUCGGGGCGGCGGGGACUUUCUGUUUGCGCUGAUGCUCAAAUCAGACAAACUGCCUGGAAUGCUGCGAAGGACUAACCACAGCCCGUACAUGAGGAGAGUGGCGUGGAUCAAAGAGAUCCAGAAGCUGCUCCGUGACCGCAGGAUAGACCAGGCGACCGACGUGCUCAAAUUACUGAGGAAGGAUCUGGGUUUAGAAGGCACAUCGCUCAAUGACAUCUUGUACAAAAACGCUGCCUUCCUCAAUCUAGUGGAUCCCAUCUCACACGAGCUGCUGCUCAGCCUGGCUCGAGAGAUGCAGUGUCCUAAGAAGGAUGCAGACACCAUAAAGUCUUCUGAUAAGAUUUGCAGACAGCUGAUCUAUCACCUGACCCCACACUCAAAGUGGUUGAGGCAGAGCAUGUCCAGACGGAAAUCCCAGGCCUGUCUCAAGACAACCCUACAGAAAAAAAUGUCCAGUGACUCCGUCGACUUGUCUGGUAUUCCCCUCUCAACCCGGGACGUCCGUCAAGUCGCCUUCUACCUCCAAAACAACAGAGACAGUGUGGUGGCUGUAGACAUCAGCUUCACCGAACUUGUUGACGAAAAUUUGAGGUUUCUCUUGCCUUUCCUCGCCUCGCUGCCCAAACUCAGCACCUUAGCCCUCAAUGGCAACCGCCUCACCCUGGCUAUACUCAAAGACCUCACCGAAAUGCUCAAAGACCCCAAGAAAUUCGCCAGCCUGGCCUGGAUCGACCUAGGGAACAACAUGGACAUUUUCACCAUGCCUCAGCCUCUGCUAGUCGCAUUGCGCCGGCGCUGCAGCCUAAAGAGCAGCCUGCCGACGAUCUACGAGUACACCGAGGGUCAGCCCUACUCCUACCACCUGGAGACAUCCAUUGAAGAGCCCAGCCACUAUGAGGAGGACGAGGAGGAAGAUGAAGAUGGGGAAGAUGAUGAGGAUGAUGUGGGGGACAAAUUUGAGCUGGAGCCCUGGGGGUUAGGGGAGAAGCAGCUCUCCAAAGACUUUACCCUUCACUACUGUGAGAGGUGAUGGGGUCAUUUUGUCUCCGAGGUUCUUUCAACUGUGGUUGAAACGUCGUCCCACAGCACUCCGCUACUUCCUUCGCCUUCUUGCCCUCACACCACGAGCCCAGUUACCCCUCAAGACAUGAGGGAGACCAGUGCCCACAUUGUGAACUUCUUGUCCCGACACAGCUACCAAGCUAUUCCUAACCAUCUCUGAGUUAACCCACACAAGAUAGUGACAAUGAAGCGACAGCCGCAGCGGCCAUGACUUACCGUGUUGGUGGAUG